This is a messenger RNA of Acyrthosiphon pisum (pea aphid), 633 nucleotides long. RefSeq names its product Small ribonucleoprotein particle protein SmE (gene SmE). The record is from RefSeq and is marked validated. Gene Ontology annotation, molecular function: RNA binding. Gene Ontology annotation, cellular component: spliceosomal complex. NCBI's taxonomy places the organism in Eukaryota, Metazoa, Arthropoda, Insecta, Hemiptera, Aphididae. Gene Ontology annotation, biological process: mRNA splicing, via spliceosome.
GUGCCGUUUAUUGUUUAAUGUUUAAUGUUUAUACUUUAUUCAGAUUUCAGUUUAUUGAGUAAUAUUGACGCUAAACUUUAGUGUUUUAGUCUUUAUUUUUAUUUAAGGUAUACAAAAACUAAAAACUAAAAUGUAUAAAGUUCCUCAAAAAGUACAGAAGGUAAUGGUACAGCCCAUUAACCUUAUCUUUCGGCACUUGCAAAAUCGUGCUAAAGUUCAAGUAUGGCUUCAGGAGAAAAUUCAUUUAAGGAUUGAAGGACAUAUUGUGGGUUUUGAUGAAUAUAUGAAUCUGGUCUUGGACGAAGCUUGUGAAGUUAACACUAAAGUUGACUCACGGAAACCUGUUGGCCGUAUAUUGUUGAAAGGAGAAAACAUUACAUUAAUACAAAAUAUGACUCCAUCCAUAGGAUAAAAACAAGAACUGUCUGAAUAAUAAUAAUAUACUUCAAUAUAUCCUUUGUAAUAUAAAUUCAUAAUAAAAUAUCUUAAUACUCACAACUCAAACUAUGUAUCACCUCAUUAACCUGCAGUAAUAUUGAUUUAAUGUUCAAGAAAUCAGAAUAACUAUUUUUUAACGGAUAUUGAUAAUUUCUACUUUAUGUGAUAUAAAUAAAUAAAUCAUUGUAUGUCUUA